Molecule: messenger RNA, 1116 nt
Organism: Nematocida minor
Lineage: Eukaryota; Fungi; Microsporidia
Exons: 1
Source: RefSeq, a predicted model, not a curated record
GCAAAGAGAAACAAGACGCUUCCCACCAACAUAAUAUUCACUUUCUUCGAAAUAGACGCAAAAAGAUUUUUAACAGAUAAGGGAGCUUACAAAAAGCAGUUUAAAGAAAUGCUUGAUUUCUUGGACAUUCUUAUUUACGACAGCACUGUCAUUUACACCAAUUAUAUAGUUCCUACAAUAAUAGAAGUCCUAGACGAGAAAACAAACCCAUUGGUCUCUGCGAAUAAGUUCUUUCCAUCUGUAUUGCAGGACUAUGAGUUGUACACAGAUAAAGAUGACACAACAGUCUAUACGUACUUCAAGCUUACAGAAAAUGCUAUUUCUAAUGAAGAAAUAAAGAACUACAGAGACAUUGCACCCGAGCAAAUUAUAAGGUUGAUAAUGAUCGAAUACUUAAUGGAUGGGUAUCUGCUAAACUACAAAGAAAACUGCUUAUUUUCUAACUUGGAGAAGAUAAUAUCAGACAUGGAGAAAACAAAGCAGGAUGCAGCACUUAAAGCUCUGAGUGUGCUGUGGGGUGAUUGGUAUUGCUAUUCUGCUAAAAGAGUGACCCCAGAAGAGUUCUGCAAAAAUAAUACCAUCAAUGUUGAGAAUUUAAAAAAACUGAGACACACUUUUAUAUAUACUAUUAGGUGGGUGUAUACAAUAGAUAAAUUAAACUUAGAAGGAUUCGCUGCAUUAUCAAGAGAAGAGAUAGCAAAAGAACUGCACUACGAUCUAUCAUAUCUACAUCCUAUGUGGUACAUGAUUAAGAGAUAUGAAAGCAUCGCUCACUUAGACACGCCAGAUCCCAACUACAGUGGAAAUUUAUUCAUAGAAGUAGGCAAAGAAGAUAGCUUGCUUAUAGUUAGACCGCACAAAAUAAGCAAAAACGAUGACAGCUUAAUACAGGCAGAGAACAUGAGAGACUUUAUGAAUACGUUUACUUCACUGAUUUUGUUUGAAGUUAAAUGCUUCUACAGACUUCAAGAUGCCGAUAAAUAUCAAGAAAUAUUUCAGAACUUCCUCGAGUGUUUGGAAAUACCCCUAAAAAUUAAAAACAAUAAAUCUUUUAGCGAAGACUCAGAAAAAGAGGUAGAGCGAGAGUUCAAGAAAAUCAAACUAUCAGACGACUAA